GCCUACCCACCAGAUCUACGAUGUGCCCUGGAGAGAGGCUGAACCAGGAGGAAACUGCAAGAUGAAUAUACAACAUGUUGCCUACAGUUUCAAGCUGUGUAAUGGGGGCUCGGUCACCGAGCUCGUCAAAAGUCUACUUAGGUGCAACCAGCGGUUGGACGAAGCAGUGAUCUCAUACAUCUUAUAUGGGGCCCUCUUGGGCCUUCAGCAUUUGCACAAUAACCGAAUCAUCCACCGUGAUGUCAAGGGGAAUAACAUUCUUCUGACAGCAGAAGGAGGAGUUAAGCUCGUUGACUUUGGUGUCUCAGCUCAACUCACCAGUACACGUCUACGGAGAAACACAUCUGUUGGCACCCCAUUCUGGAUGGCCCCUGAGAUCCCUCCAGAAAGAAGUUUUGGGGUAGCCCAGGAGGUCAUCGCUUGUGAGCAGCAGUAUGACUCCUCCUAUGACGCUCGCUGUGACGUCUGGUCCUUGGGGAUCACAGCUAUUGAACUGGGGGACGGAGAUCCUCCCCUCUUUGACAUGCAUCCUGUGAAAACGCUCUUUAAGAUUCCAAGUCCAGACUGGAAAGGCUAAAAGCAUUGGCAAUGGGAGACUGAAACCCAAGCCAUGUGAAGGGAUUGUAAGGAGAGCACUUCGUUGUUCCAGACGAGUUCAGGUUUCUCAACUCAGAGGAGUGGUACCCCAGGGACUGAGCAGAUGAGACUGUCCACCCACUGACGGUGAUCUUGGAAGAAUUCUGGAGGACCAAAACAGUAUUAGA
Molecule: messenger RNA, 764 nt
Organism: Odocoileus virginianus texanus
Lineage: Eukaryota; Metazoa; Chordata; Mammalia; Artiodactyla; Cervidae
Source: RefSeq, a predicted model, not a curated record